Haliotis rubra (blacklip abalone) is the source of this 1588-nucleotide messenger RNA. RefSeq lists its product as uncharacterized. NCBI's taxonomy places the organism in Eukaryota, Metazoa, Mollusca, Gastropoda, Lepetellida, Haliotidae. The coding region runs from base 2 to 967 and encodes 321 amino acids. The transcript has 2 exons. The record is from RefSeq and is a predicted model, not a curated record.
GAUGCUGCCCCUCAGGAGAAUUAACCAAUACAUUCGAUAUUUGGUGUGUAUCAUCACGGCCACAUGUAUAUCUCUGAUCUCCAUUUAUUUGCUGUCUCCUCAGUGGCCACCUUGCUUUGGACAUAUAAUUCCCAAAGAUAAAUUUGAACUCUACAACAAAUCUCAGCCGCUGGAGGUUACAGUUGUCACAGCCUAUUUCAACCUGGAACGAUUUCAGAAAGGGUCCGGAAAGUAUUUUGACGCAAACCUUUACAUGACGUGGGCGAAGGUGUACCAAUAUAUUAGAAGCCCUUUUGUGUUUUAUACAGAUUCAUCGGAUACUGCUGAAACAUUCAGAAAGAUGAGAGCAGGAUAUGAAAACAUUACAAAGAUUUUAUUGGUGAAUAGAAAAUCAGUGUGGGCCUUUAAUUAUGUUGAACGGAUUAAAACAAUAUAUUCAAUCCCGGGUUACCCAAAGCACCACCCUAACACAGUUGUACCGGAGUAUUCAUGUGCCCAGCAUGCUAAAUAUGCAACUGUUGAAGAAACCGUAGAGAAAAAUUACUUCAACACAACCUAUUUUGCCUGGAUAGAUUUGGGAUAUUUUAGAUACAUCGUUGGACGGAAGAAGGAGUUUGUGAUAGUAAAACCAAAAGAUUUCAACGAAUUUCAAAUCGCAAUGAACAAAGUGUACGAUGUGAGUAUGGACGUGAAGGUGGAUACUAUAUUUAAGGAAAAUCGGGUGUGGCUUGGCGGAGGGAUGAUUUUCGGAUCAAAGUACACUCUCCCGACAUUCAUAGCCGACUAUCGACACGCAGUUGAACGUUACCUGAAUUUGUCUCUUAGUAACACAGAUCAACAAGUGAUUUACUCGAUGAACACCAUCAAAGAAAAGCCUUACGUAAGAAGACGGGUGUCCAUACAGACAUAUUCAGCCCGAUAUUGCUGGUUCUAUUUGGGAUUUUCAUGUUACAGAGAAUUGCCUUGACAACAAUAAUGCUGUAUUAAUUUUGGAUAUUAUAUUAAAAAGAUACAGCAUGUGUUUCCUACAACGUGUGUUUGCUGCUACUGAAACAACUCACGUGUAAUUGUGCAAACUGAUGUUUGAAUAUGGAUUGCUUUAAGUGUGAAAAAUGUGUGAUGUCAUCCGUACUUGAAUACUGCAGUGAAACCUAGAUACACAGAUAACGUUUUGACAAAGCAAGGUUCAUGAUCAUUUCUUUGGAUCUGAGGGGCGGUGGGGUAGCCUAGUGGUUAAAGCGUUCGCUAGUCACGCAGAAGACCCUUGUUUGAUUCCCCAUUGGGUGCAAUAUUUCAAGCCCUCUUCUGCAGACCCCGCCGUGAUGAUGCUAGAAUAUUACUAAAAGCGAAGUGAAGCCACACUCACUAACUUGGAGUCGAACAAGGAUUCUGGCACGCCAACGGGACGCAGCUCAGUACUGGGUCUGACCUAUCUAAUAGCCGUAAAGACAAUAGUUUCCGAGGACCACAUGCCUGCUUAGGUGAACUGGAGAUAAGAGAGGAUUGCCCGUCUCAUUUCCCUGUCGUUGCUCCCAGUCAGUUAUAAGGGGCGGUGGGGUAGCCUAGUGGUUAAAGCGUUGGCUCGUCA